Molecule: messenger RNA, 3057 nt
Organism: Zingiber officinale
Lineage: Eukaryota; Viridiplantae; Streptophyta; Magnoliopsida; Zingiberales; Zingiberaceae
Product: subtilisin-like protease SBT1.8
Exons: 2
Coding region: 389-2695 (768 amino acids)
Biological process (GO): proteolysis
Molecular function (GO): serine-type endopeptidase activity
Source: RefSeq, a predicted model, not a curated record
AAAUUCUAACCACUAUACAAUCUCAAAUAGAAAACUUCGGUCGCAGCUCCCUGUAUUCGUUUGAAUAAUUUCAAAUCUUGUCCGUGCUCGAGACUGCCCGACCGUGACUCCUAUUCGUCGCUGCGCAGUACUCAGUCCAGUGCAGUCUGCGGAGCAGAUCGACUGCAGCGCGAGUCGCAGGAGAUUUGUGCUGCUUGCCCGUUGCCCCUUUCCACUACCCGCUGCCCGUCGCCGACUUCCACCCUCACGUUUUCCUUGCCCAAUCCAUUCCUACCGCCUUAACACCAUUUCCACCCUCCCACUUCCUUCCCUUGCUUCGUGUUCAUGGCCACCGAGCUCUCUCUCUUCCUCUAGGGCCUUUACGGCAAUUGCAUCGACGGCUGCUGCCAUGGCGAGCGUAGCAGCGUUGGUGUUCGUGCUCUUUUCCUUCGCCGGUGGCGUUGUUUUCUGUAACCAGACGUACAUCGUUUACAUGGAUCCGACGCUCCGCCCGGCGGUCCACCCGACCCACCACGCCUGGUACGCGGCCCACCUUCAGUCCCUCGCCAUCGACCCCGGACGCCACCUCCUCUAUGCCUACUCUGACGUCCUCCACGGCUUCGCUGCCGCACUCCUCCCCCACCACAUCCCCGUCCUCAGCUCCUCUCCGGCCAUUCUCCAUAUCCAACCCGACCCUGUUCUUCAUCUCCACACCACCCGGACUCCCCAGUUCCUAGGCCUCGCCUCCGACGCCGCCUCCGCCCUACCCCGUCCCAUCGACGCCGUCGAGGCCGCCUCCCGAGACGUUUUCAUCGCUGUGCUUGAUACUGGUGUCUGGCCGGAGGCUCCUAGCUUCUCCGUUCCCGCGGGCCUCCCUGAGGUCCCAUCCCGGUGGCGCGGCGCAUGUGAGGCUGGAGUCGAUUUCUCCCCCUCGUUAUGUAACCGCAAGCUGGUUGGCGCCCGGAGCUUUGCUCGGGGCUUCCGCGCCGCUGCAGCGGCUGCCGGCGACGGCAAUGUGAAGGGGAAGCCUAAGGAGUACCAGUCGGCGCGGGAUCGCGACGGGCAUGGAACACAUACGGCGUCGACGGCUGCUGGAUCCGCGGUGGCGAAUGCUAGCCUCCUCGGGUACGCUGCUGGGACAGCCCGGGGCAUGGCGACCGCCGCCCGAGUCGCUGCCUACAAGGUCUGUUGGGCUUCCAGCUGCUUCGGGUCCGACAUCCUUGCCGGGAUCGAAGCCGCCAUCGUCGACGGCGCCGACGUGCUCUCUCUAUCCCUCGGCGGUAGAUCUGCCCCUUACUUCCACGACAUCAUCGCCAUCGGCGCCUUCGCCGCUGCGGAUCGUGGCAUCUUCGUCGCCUGCUCGGCCGGAAACAGUGGCCCCGGCCCAGCAACCCUAGCCAACGGUGCCCCCUGGAUCGCCACCGUUGGGGCCGGAACCCUGGACCGCGACUUCCCGGCCUACGCCCGUCUCGGGAACGGCGCGAAGUACACCGGCGUCUCACUCUACAGCGGCAAAGGCAUGAGGAAGAAGCUGAUCCCGGCAGUGUACGGCGCCGGGAGCACCAACGCAAGUAAGCUGUGCCUUGAGGGGACACUGAACCCUGCACAGGUGCGUGGGAAACUAGUGCUCUGCGAUCGCGGGGUGAGCGCCCGCGUCGAGAAGGGGGCGGUGGUGAAGGCCGCCGGAGGGGCCGGGAUGAUUCUGGCGAACACCGCAUCUAACGGGGAGGAGCUGGUCGCCGACAGCCACCUACUGCCGGCGAUGGCCGUGGGGAAGAAAGAAGGCGACCUGAUAAGGUUGUACAUCACCACCGACGCGAAGCCGAGGGGAGUGCUAGCUUUUGGGGGAACAGUGCUAGGGGUGCGGCCGUCGCCGGUGGUGGCAGCCUUCAGCUCGAGGGGGCCGAAUCCGGUGUCGCCGGAGAUACUAAAGCCAGACUUCAUCGGGCCUGGAGUAAACAUCUUAGCAGGAUGGUCAGGAGAAGUUGGACCGACGGGGUUGCCCAAGGAUCGCCGGAGGACUCAGUUCAAUAUAAUGUCUGGAACAUCAAUGUCAUGCCCGCACAUCAGUGGAGUUGCUGCACUGCUGAAAGGUGCACACCCUGACUGGAGCCCUGCCGCCAUCAAGUCUGCUCUCAUGACAACUGCAUAUUACGUCGACAACACCAGAUCUCCCCUUCUUGACGCUGCCGGAGGUUCAUUCGCCACGCCAUUUGCUUAUGGCGCUGGCCAUGUCGAUCCAGAGAAAGCCCUCUCCCCAGGCCUCAUCUAUGACAUCGCGACGGAUGACUACGUUUCUUUCCUUUGCUCUUUGAACUACACCAUUCCGCACAUCAAGGCCAUCGCAAAGCGGAACGUCACUUGCUUGCCGAAGCUGUCAAAUCCGGGUAACCUCAACUACCCUUCCUUCUCAGUGGUGUUCGAGAAGAAUUUGAGGGCCGUAAAGUACAGAAGGGAGGUGACGAAUGUCGGCCCUGCAUCGUCGUAUGAAGUAAAGGUUACUGGACCCGACGAUGUGGUUGUGACGGUUAGGCCAACACGCCUUGUAUUCGAACGUGUUCAUCAGAAGCUGAAGUACAGUGUGACGUUCGUAUCGAAGAAGGAAAGGGGGAAAUCGAGGGAUGAGGCAUUUGGUCGGAUCACCUGGGCUAGCAAGCAGCACAAAGUGCAAAGUCCUGUAGCCUAUACAUGGAAGAAGUAUACAUGGAAGAAGUGAAUAUUGAUUUAAAUUCUGAUCUUUUCUAACUGCAUGAUGCAACUCUACCUAAUUCUGCUCAGGUCAAAAGAGUUGUUAGCAGAGAGUAAAAUCCAAGCUUCUUAAUGUUGGUUUCCAUAUGGUUUUCUUGUUUUCACCGCCCAAAGUUUUAGUUCUUGCAAUGCGUUUUCUUAUGUAGCCUCAAAUUUCCAUUUACGCUUUAACAAGAAGCAUUUGAGAGCUGGAGGAGCCUUUGCUUCUACAGUGUGUUCUCAUUAAUCUAAUACAGUGCGUCUACAGUCAUCUUUACAAGCAUCCUUAUCAGGCUUUUUGUUCUGUGCUAUUUACAGUUUGCUAAUGUAAGAGGAUUGAAUUUUCUACUA